Molecule: messenger RNA, 1783 nt
Organism: Diorhabda carinulata
Lineage: Eukaryota; Metazoa; Arthropoda; Insecta; Coleoptera; Chrysomelidae
Product: prolactin regulatory element-binding protein
Exons: 6
Coding region: 297-1544 (415 amino acids)
Biological process (GO): protein secretion
Cellular component (GO): endoplasmic reticulum membrane
Molecular function (GO): protein binding; guanyl-nucleotide exchange factor activity; GTPase activator activity
Source: RefSeq, a predicted model, not a curated record
ACAUAUUUUAAUUAAUUCAGUUUUUCUAUACUACAAAAUUUUUAAAAACGGUGUUUAUAAUAUUUAAAAAAAAAUUUCAAAAAUUUAUAAAUUGAAAUUGCGUUGACAACAUUGGUUUCGUUUUGCCCCACAACUAGAAAUGAAUACGUCAUUGUAGUGUUAACAGCUGAUUGGUCAUUCAUGACAUCUUUUUGUUUUGACUUUAACCUUCCAUUCUGUCAUACUAAUUUGAGGUUACAUACGUGGAACUGGAACAUCAUCACAGUUAAAAUUUAAGCCAGUAAUUAUCAAAGAAAAUGUCUUCAAAACGAAGAAAUAAAAAAGAUAUAAUUGCUAGGGUUAAUUUCCCUCUUUACACUGUCCAAAUGCUAACAUCAAGACAUGUAAUCGUCGGAGGAGGUGGAGGUACUUCAAAAACUGGCGUUCAAAAUGGUUUUGAAAUAUUUGAAAUAUUUCACGAUGGUAGUCGUUUUGCUGCUAAAGAAAUUACCAGGCAUGAAACAGGAGGAAAUGUUGUAAUGAAUUGUUCAGUAUACAGUAACAAAAAACAUUCUCUGUUAGCUGCAGGUAGAGAAAAUCAUUGUCAGUUAUAUAAAGUUAACUCAAAGUUAAUGGAAGAAGUCGUAAGCAUUGGCAAUGAUACUCACAUUAGACAAAGAAAUGCUAAAGUAAAAGAAGUUACAGAUGAUAAUAAAAAUGUGAAAAAAGAAUUGUAUUUUGAAGUUAAACCGUUAGACAGUGUACAAACUGAUUUUAAUGGUAGUGAACCACUAUCUAGGGUAGUCAAAAUUAACCAUGAUGGUACAUUAUUAGCAACUGGAGGUACUGAUUGUGAUGUAAGAAUAUGGAAAUUUCCUAGUAUGCAACCUUUAUUCAUUCUAAAGGCACAUAAGAAAGAAAUAGAUGAUAUAGAUUUCAGUAGGUACGAUAAUUAUAUAAUUACUGUUGCCAAAGAUGGUUUAGCAGUUUUAUGGGAUUGCCUUACAGGGAUGGAAAGGACAAAACUUACAUGGAAACAACCCGAAGGAUCAAAAUAUUUAUAUAAAAGAUGCAGGUUUGGAAUUAUUGAGGGACUUGAUAAAAAAUGUGCUCUAUAUACAAUAGUAAAUCCUACAGGUUUAGCCAAAAAGCAAAAAUCUUAUCUACAGCAAUGGAUACCAGAAGAGAACCUUUUAAAAAAAAUGUUAGAGUUUGAUGAAAGUUUAGCCUCUUUAGCAGUUAGAGAUGAUGGCAGAUUUGUAGCUGUUGGUACAAUGUUUAGUGGUUCUGUCUCAAUUCACGUAGCAUUUAGUUUACAGAAAAUAUCAACAGUUGUUGGAGCACAUUCCAUGUUCGUUACAGGUCUAGAAUUUGUAUCGGCGCAGAAUACAAAUCAUUCCAUUAGUAGUGUAGUUGAAGCCGCAGUCUUGUCAAUUUCAGUAGAUAACCAAUUGUGCAUACAUACAGUGCCAUACAGAAAAACCAUACCUUUGUGGAUUGGAAUAGUACUACUCAUUUUUACGUUAUUCUUGACAUUUUUAUUUUGUGCAUAUUUAGGGUUGUGAUGUUACAUUAUUUAAUAAGAAUAAUUUAUAUAUAAUAUAUAUAUAAAAAAAAUAGGAUGAUUUUUUUUAAAUAGUUCAAGUACUUUUUUAAUACGUUACGUGGGAAUAAGAUAAAGUUAAAUUGACACACUUUUGACUUGAAAUAUUACUGACUGAAAGAUGGGAAAUUGAGGAACUUCGUUCAAAACAUUUGUCGAUAAACAUAAAUUGGGCAAUUUAUUAAAUAUAAUUUUAAAAAG